AUGGGAGGUUUGGCAGCAGGAGGCAGUGGAUUUAUGGACUCUGAGGAGUCUAUAAGAUCAUCCAAGGUCUUGCAAGGUCAAGAAAAUUCAGGUUUUAUGUCACUAUAUUAUGGAUGUGACACGGUAACUAAGCAGCCAGAAUUUGAUAUCAGAUCUCCAAGUCAUCCUAAUCUUGCAUCAACUGGAGUGAGAAAGAUUGCUGCUGCUGAGUUUAUGAGGGUUCACCCUUCUAGUUAUGCAGGCUUCACGGAAACUAACAGGUUUCCAAGGAUCUUGCAAAGUCAAGAAAUAUGUCAAUUUAGAUCGCUGACAGGAAAGGCUGAUUUAAACUUUGGUGCCUGGGGCAAACCCAGUGUCAAUUGCACAAAUUACAACCUGCAUCAGGCAACCAAACCUAACUUUCACUCUCUAGGACCAGAAGUUAUUCAAACUGCAUAUUUUCCUUAUGGUGAUAUUCACAAAGUUGGACAAGGUAGCGGCACCGGCAUGUUGUGCUCUAAACCCACCAAUUUCCAAAGAGAGAGUGUCCCAUUUAACUCUCCUUCCUCACAGUCAAGGAUCAUGAGAAAUGAAGAUGGACAGUCAGAUGUUACAAUCCCAAAUGAGCAGAAGCUGCAGGACAAUAUUUCUGGUGCUUCUUCUUUAGGGGCGAACAUGAGGAUUCCAAAUGAUGACAAUAUCAAGGGGAAGGUAAAUGCUUGUAAACUAUUUGGAUUUCCCUUGUCCGGGGAAACCACCACCCAAAAUAUACAGAACUCAGCUAAACGAAGUUGCACAAAGGUUCACAAGCAAGGUAGCUUAGUUGGAAGAGCCAUUGAUCUCUCAAGACUGAGCAGCUACAAUGACCUGCUGAUUGAACUAGAGAGACUAUUUAGCAUGGAAGGCCUUCUAAUAGAUCCUAACAAGGGAUGGAGAAUCCUGUACACUGACAGUGAAAAUGACAUUAUGGUUGUGGGGGAUGACCCGUGGCAUGAGUUCUGCGAUGUGGUAUCGAAGAUUCAUAUACAUACACAAGAAGAAGUGGAGAAGAUGACAAUUGGGAUGCUCAAUGAUGAUACCCAGAGUUGUUUGGAACAGGCACCAGUGAUGAUUGAGGCUUCAAAGUCUUCCUCCGUGGGCCAGCCUGAUUCUUCUCCAACAGUGGUUAGAAUCUAG
Molecule: messenger RNA, 1155 nt
Organism: Sphenostylis stenocarpa
Lineage: Eukaryota; Viridiplantae; Streptophyta; Magnoliopsida; Fabales; Fabaceae
Source: the annotation of a GenBank genome assembly